GUCGGGGUUACUGAUGGAUUAUAGCAACCCAUGCUGCAAGCACAGAUCAACUUAAUUUGAUAACAUCAAAUUUCUGUCAGCGUCAGACACAUCAAGCAAGAAUAGGCCUAUAACAAUUGGAAGUGAAAUGUCCGCUCCAGCAAAGGGGGACCUCAGGGACGCGGAGAGGGAAUUGUUACUGGUUAUUGCUGCAGGUAACGUUCAGGAGGCUUCGCGACUGUUGGGUUGUAAAGAUGUGCGCGUCAACUGUUUGGAUGAAUAUGGAAUGACCCCCCUUAUGCAUGCUGCCUAUAAAGGCAAAGCAGACAUGUGUAAACUGCUUUUGCAGCAUGGAGCUGAUGUCAACUGCAAUGAGCAUGAACAUGGUUAUACAGCCCUCAUGUUUGCAGGUCUUUCAGGUAAAACCGAUAUCACCUGGAUGAUGCUGGAUGCUGGGGCUGAGACGGAUGUGGUGAAUUCUGUGGGGAGGACAGCAGCACAAAUGGCUGCUUUUGUUGGACAACAUGACUGUGUCACUGUCAUCAAUAACUUCUUUUCUCGUGCAAGACUGGAUUAUUACACCAAACCACAAGGUUUAGAGAAGGAGCCCAAGCUACCCCCAAAACUAGCUGGCCCCCUCCACAAGAUCAUUAUGAGCACCAAUCUAAACCCUGUUAAGAUGGUGUUGCUGGUUCAAGAGAACCCUAUGCUUGCGGAGCCAGAAGCGCUGGAGAAAUGCCGCCAUGUGAUGGAAUUGAUUUGUGAGAAGUGUGUGAAGCAGCAAGACAUGAAUGAGGUCCUUGCUAUGAAGAUGCACUACAUCAGCUGUGUGCUUCAGAAAUGUGCUGUCUUCAUGAAAGAUCGUCAGGACAAGUUGGAUGGUCUCAUCAAGAGCCUUCUGAAAGGACGAGAUGGAGACGGCUUUCCUCUCUAUCAGGAGAAGUUUAUACGUGAGUGCAUUCGAAAAUUCCCUUACUGUGAUGCCACUCUUCUACAGCAGCUGGUCAGAAGCAUUGCACCAGUUGAGAUUGGUAGCGACCCUACAGCAAUAUCUGUCCUCACACAAGCCAUUACGGGACAGGUAGGCUUUGUGGAUGCUGAGUUCUGCACUACUUGUGGAGAAAAGGGAGCUGAGAAACGCUGUUCAAUCUGUAAAAUGGUGAUCUACUGUGAUCAAGCUUGUCAGAAGUUACAUUGGUUCACCCAUAAGAAGUUGUGUAGAAGAUUGCAGGAGCAGAGAGAGAGGCAUGAGAGAGAGUCUGCAAAACACUUUGAGACAACAGAGACAGUUGAUGACACACAAACUACUAAGGCCACACAAUUGGCUGAAGAGACAGCUACAGCAUUCAAGGACCUUUCUAUGGAGCCACCAUCUGUCAGCUCUGCCUGAAUCACACACUCAUCUGUUCAACUAAUUUUACUACCAACACAGACUGAAUACUUUUGCCCCUUCCAAUAAUAAUAAAAAAAACAUGCCAAUAUAUGUACAGUAUAUCAUAUUUAAGCUUUGGAGGAAGCCACAUGUUCUAGAUCGUUACACAAGGACUUCUCAUACAAUCAUGUAAUCAAAUUAUUAUUUUUUAACUGUUCAGGCAACAUUAAAUAAAUGCUCCUGGAUAUGCACCAUGUUAAGGAGCCUGCCUAGAGCCAUACGUUGCCCAUGACAUGAUGUGUGUAUUUAAAAUAAAUGCUGUCUAUAUCAUAAUGGCUUUUAGUAUGUUUUCAAGAAACAUUUUGGGCAUUCUGAAGAAGGUCCCGGCUCCUUAGUCUGUGGUCUCCAUAGCAAAUCUAAUGUGGGGAGAGACAGACAAGAACUAUCUGUUAGGGUUUCCUGUAGCUCCUCUGAAGCCCUGACAACAAACAUCUGUCUCCCAUCAGUGAUUGAGUGCUCUUCAUCCAUCAGAUCUUCAUAGGGUCAGUCUUCCAUAGGGUAAACUAUUCAUCUAUUUGUAGAGCACCAACUCUUCUGUAACUUUUGUGUAGCCUUACAGUACAUUUUGAGAGAGAGCGCAAUAACAAUUUGCU
This is a messenger RNA of Sardina pilchardus (European sardine), 2004 nucleotides long. It is a transcript of the gene ankmy2a, whose product is annotated as ankyrin repeat and MYND domain containing 2a. Lineage: Eukaryota; Metazoa; Chordata; Actinopteri; Clupeiformes; Clupeidae. The record is from RefSeq and is a predicted model, not a curated record. Gene Ontology annotation, molecular function: protein binding. The transcript has 10 exons. The coding region runs from base 128 to 1369 and encodes 413 amino acids.